CAAACUGUGUCUUUGGUCUAUCAAGUAUUAGAUUUGAUGGUAUUACUACUUGAGCUCUAUCCUCUAUAUAUCCAAAUGUACCCUGUUACAAGUGCUUUAGAUAUAUAAAUCCAACACUUAAUGGCUUCUUCGUAUUUUAUGAAUGUGAAAAUUUUAGUUUACCUAAUAUUCGAAUAGCUCUAUCAACUCUACACUCUCUCUUCACGUUAUUUUUCAGUGUAUUUGUGUAUAAAGGGAACGAGUGAAAACACGUACAGAAAAGAAAAAGCUAUUGUUUUAUUUACUACACACCAUAUACACGCGUGAAAGAAUAAAAAGGAAAAGAAUUUUUCACUUGUCUCAACCAUUAUUGAGAUAGAUGGAAAAAAAAUUCUUUUGUUUUUGUCAAAAUAGUAAACUCUUUUUAAUCGGUGUCGAAUAUAACUUAUAGUGAAUACGUUUUUCAAUCUGAAGUGACUGGUGAGUGAUACAAACUUUUGUUAUACAUUAGACAGAUUAUAAACACAAGCUUCGACUUUCGAGCGGUUUCCUCUUACUACUCGUUUAGAGAUCUUUUAUAGUUAACAAUGAUACGAGACUCAAACAGAGUGGGUCUUUUUUCCAAUUAAAGCAUGACUAUUUUAUUAUAGUUUUAAUGGCAACUGCAUCAAAAGUUCAAUGUACAAAAUGUGCGAAAAAUAGUGCUAUAACCGCGUGUGAAGGUUGUUCAUCAAAACUGUGCAGACGGUGCUUCAAUGAUCAUCGUCAAGAUUUGUCGAAAGAACUCGACAAUAUUGUUUACGAACACGAUAUGCUCAAAGAGCAGCUCGAAACGCCCAAUGAAAAUAAUUCUCAUCGUCUGUUAAAACAAAUUGAUCAAUGGAAGAAAGACUCAAUCGAUAAAGUAAAUCAGCUUGCUGAUCAAUGUCGGACUGACGUUGUCAAAUUGCUAGAUAAAGACAAGGACGAGCGUAUUGAUAGAUUUCGCAAAAUGACGAGUAGAGUUCGUAAAGGUCAAGAUGAUGAAGAUUAUGAUGAGCGAGAUCUCAGCAAGUGGAUGACCGCUUUAAAAGAACUAAAAGAUGAACUUAUCAAACCAUCAAACUUCUGCGUUGAAGAGGAUAAAGAACAACCUUCUUGGAUUCAAAAGAUCAGAGUACGCGAAAAUGUCCCCGAACAAGUAAAGAUGAAAGAUGAUGCCGCCAGCAUGUCAUCAGUACGUUCUUCACACACUGCAACUUUAUUAUCAUCCGGGAAAGUAUUAGUAGCAGGUGGUUAUAUAGGUGGGAAUUAUUUGUCAAGUAGCGAAGUGUAUGAUCCCCCAUCGAACACGUGGACUCCAGUCGCCAGCAUGUCAUCAGUACGUUAUUUACACACUGCAACUCUAUUAUCAUCUGGGAAAGUAUUAGUAACAGGUGGUUAUGUAGGUGGGAAUUAUUUGUCGAGUUCCGAAGUAUAUGAUCCCCCAUCGAACACGUGGACUCCAGUCGCCAGCAUGUCAUCAGUACGUUAUUUACACACUGCAACUCUAUUAUCAUCUGGGAAAGUAUUAGUAACAGGUGGUUAUGU
Molecule: messenger RNA, 1548 nt
Organism: Didymodactylos carnosus
Lineage: Eukaryota; Metazoa; Rotifera; Eurotatoria; Philodinida; Philodinidae
Source: the annotation of a GenBank genome assembly